Messenger RNA from Dufourea novaeangliae, 480 nucleotides. It is a transcript of the gene Obp59a, whose product is annotated as general odorant-binding protein 71. The coding region runs from base 1 to 426 and encodes 141 amino acids. Lineage: Eukaryota; Metazoa; Arthropoda; Insecta; Hymenoptera; Halictidae. The transcript is spliced from 4 exons. Gene Ontology annotation, molecular function: odorant binding. The record is from RefSeq and is a predicted model, not a curated record.
AUGAAUGGUUAUUCAUCCGAUCGUCCGGCAAAUGGAAAUUACAGAGACUUUCAAAACAAAAAGAAUAAUAAGAACGUUAACGAUCGAGAUUCCUGGAGUUCGAAAGAUUCCCGAACUAAAAAAGACGAUUUUAAUAACGGAGACACACGGCAUAACAAUAAUACCGACCGAGAAAAGGCAUGCGCUAUACAGUGUUUUUUCAACGAAUUUAAUGUCGUGGACAAAAAAGGAUUUCCAGAAAGGGACUUGGUGAUUCCAUUAAUGAACAAAGAUAUUCAGGAUCCAGAAUUGAAAGAUUUUGUCGAGGAGUCAAUUAUAGAAUGCUUUAGUUAUCUUGAAUCAAAUAAGAUAGACAAGUGCGAAUUUUCCCAAAAUCUUUUGAAAUGUGUAGCUGAGAAAGGACAGCAAAAAUGUGAAGAUUGGUAAAUUUGAGAAAGUAGAAGAUUCAUUACAAUGUCUCUGAACACUUUGAAUGACGAC